This is a messenger RNA of Oncorhynchus mykiss (rainbow trout), 3715 nucleotides long. The record is from RefSeq and is a predicted model, not a curated record. NCBI's taxonomy places the organism in Eukaryota, Metazoa, Chordata, Actinopteri, Salmoniformes, Salmonidae.
GAUUUGUUCGCCAGUCCGCAGUUACUCCCCGGGUAUCAGGGGAGUACGUUCACCGAGACAGAUCGGGAUCUAGAGCGGGCAUGGCAUCCAAUAGGGUCUCUUUCUCGCAAUACCGUCUGGAAGCGGAGAUCGACCGCUACAGAGCAGAGUGCCAGUGGGACAAGAUACCCACUAUCGUAGAGCAACUCGUGGCCGCCAGAUUUCACGAAGACGAUGACUACGGGACGCUGUUAUUGGCAGAGGCCCUGCUGGAGGAGUGUCUGCAGGACAACCUGAGGCUGUUACGCAAUGCUACGCCUUUGACGGACAUCAACCAGCCCAAACUGUCCCGGUCAAAGGGCUACCUCAACUCCAUCCUGAGCAGGGGGCUCCUGGGGCCCAGGCACUUGAACGAGGCUCUUCUCCUGAUGGCCAAAAUACACUAUGUCCAGGGUCAUUACCGUGAUGCCCAGGGCAUGUGUGCAAGGGUGGGCAUAGACGAGCUGACGGGGGACGAGCAGCCCGUCUACCACCUGCGUCUGCUCGCAGAGGCCUUUGUCAUCAAAGGUCUGUCCCUGGACCACCAGGCAGUGUCAGCUGCCUCCCGCGUCCGUCUGUCUGAGCGAGAGGAGGAAUGCCUGUCCUGCUACCUAAGGGCCUGUGACACAGCUCUCGUUUACCUGCAAGAGCUCGAUAAGAUGGUGGUCACCUCUAGUUCUAAAUUAGGUAAGGCCAGUUUGGCCCCUCCACCACUGGACAUUGACCUGGGCUUCUUCCAGCAGGCGGCGCUACAGAGCGCGUACCUGUGUCUGCUACAUAGGGGUCACCUGGCCCAGGGAGCCCACCAGCUGCGUAGGGUCCUCGGGGUGGUGGAGUCUCGAGGCUCCCAGAGCUUCAGGAAGGCUGCAGCGCGGAAGCUGGCUGAGGUGUUGCUGAGCUCGGUGAGUGAGGACAGCUACUGGGCCCCCAUGUCCCUCCCACCCUCCGCCUGGCUGCAGAGAGAAGGGAACGCCGGGCCGAAGGACGCCAUCUACCCCUCCUCCAAGCCACCUCAGCGCUACAGUACUGACAGUGUCUUCUGUCCCCAGGACGUGGUCGAGGAGGCAGUCCUCCUGCUGCUCAUCACAGAAUCCAUGGCCAGCGGAGAUGCAGUCAUCAGCCGAGCGCCCGACCAUAAGGAGGCGCAGGAGACCAGUCUGCAGGACGCCACCUCUGUCUACGACCUGCUGAGCAUCGGCAUGGCCAGGAGGGGGCAGUAUGCCAUGCUGUCUGAGUGCCUGGAGCGGGCCAUGAAGUUCUCGUUUAAGGAGUUCCACCUCUGGCACCAGUUGGGCUUGUCACUCAUGGCGUGUGGGAAGGGUGUGGGCGCCGUGUCUGUGCUCAAGGAGUGUGCCAGGAUGAGAGCCGAGGACCCCUCACUGCCCAUGUUGGCUGCCAAAGUCUGCAUCGGCCAGCUGCACUGGCUGGAGGAGGCAGAGGCCCUGUCUCAGCGUGUGGUGUCCAUGGGAGAGGAGGCUGCAGAGUUUCUGCCCCGUGCGUACCUGACUGUGGGGCUGUGCUGCAGUCUGCAGGCCUCUGACGCCACUCUGAAAGCUCAGCGGGAUGGGUUCAACAGACGAGCGCUGCAAAAUCUGCAAAAAGCCUAUGCACUGGACCCCAAUGAUGCUAAGAUUGCCCUCUACCUGUCGCUCCAGCUGGCUCUUGUACGGCAGGUGGCAGCUGCCAUGGAUCCCCUGCAGGUGGCUCUGUCUCUGCAUGGGGACGACCUGCACUCUCUCCACCUGCUGACCCUGCUGCUCAGCGCCCAGAAACACCACCAACAUGCCCUGGAAACCCUCACACUAGCCCUCAGUCAACACCCCGAGAACUUCAACCUGCUGUUCACUAAGGUGAAGCUGGAGGAGGCUCUGCAUGGGCCAGGUAUAGCACUCCAGACCUGCCAAGACAUGCUGCAGCUCUUGCAGAGGCGCUAUGACUUCAUACGCACCAGUGAGGGGGAUGACAGCAGCAGUAUCCACCCACCAGAGCCACUUCCACUCAGCCACAAACCCAGCGGUCUCCACCUCACCCUGCCAGACUUUCAGGACCCUGAGACUGCUCUCUCUGGGUCAGGUUCUCAGAGUGGUCCGUCCCUCGCUGCAUCUCGUCUGGGGCAGGCCACUUCAGAGGUGUCAGCCAUCAGCUCCGCCCACAGACAGGGUCCCGCCUACAUCUGGACCACUCUGGAGCGCAUCUGGCUGCAAGCAGGAGAGUUGUUCAUGGCAGACGGACGUGUGAAGGAGGCCCAGUUCUGUGUUCAGGAGGCAGGGGUGCUCUCUCCCAACUCCCACUCUGUGCUGCUGCUGAGGGCCCGGCUGGCCGAGCUCAAAGGGAACCAGGAUGAGGCCAAGAGCUUCUAUGACGAAGCCCUGGCCAUCCACCCCAACGGACACCGCAUACUGCUGCACCUGGUGCCAUUGGAGAGUUCCUCAAUGAGCUUGACACCUUGAUAAGCUAAUUUCCUGAUGAUGGCUCACCACUUAUUAUGGUGAGCCAGACUUCAACCUCCCGACUAUUGCCUUCGAUUAAUUUCUUUCCACCCCUUUCCUCUUUUGACCUAAUCCUUUCCCUGUCCCCUCCCACUCACAAGGCAGGCAAUGUGCUUUACCUCAUCUCUGCUACUUUUCUCACUGCAACUCCCUUUCAGGUCUCUGAUCACUACUUGGUUUCCUUUUCUGUCUCCCUCUCCUCCAAUCCUACCCACUCAGACUCUGUCCAGGUGUUCAUGCGCUGUCGCAAUCUUCACUCUCUCUCCCACUACUCUCUCCUCUUCUAGCCUAUCAUCUCUCCCUUCUGCUAAAUCCCUAGUCUCCUGAUUGUGCCUCUUCAAUUGUGCCUCUCCUGAUUGUGCCUCUUCAAACCUACUAACCUGCCUAUGACUCUCACUGUCCCCUUUCCCCCUGGCCGGCUCAACCCUCUCCUCUUGAUUCCUGGAUUCCUGGCUUUUGAACCUUGCUUGCUAACAGAACAGGGCUGCGGGCAUCUGAAAAUGGAGGAAAACUAAACGUCUGGAGGACUUAUCAUUCUUUCAAUCACUCCCAUCUACGUUCUCUUCCUCUGUACCUGCUGCUAAAGCCACUUUCUUUCACUAUACAUUUCAAGCUUCUGCCUCUAACCCCAGGAAACUAUAUUCCACCUUACCUUCUCCUCCCUCCUUAAUCCUCCACCCCCACCCCCCCACUCCUUCCUCUCUGUGAGCGACUUUGUCAACCACUUUGAAAGGAAAGUUGACGACAUCCGCUUCUCAUUCACUCCGCCUAUUGAGUCCACUGGUACCACUUACAUAUCAUUACCCUAUGCCUUGAGCUCUUUUUCCUCUCUCUCUCUCCAGAUGAAAUCCUGCGACUAGUGAUGUCCGGCCGCCCGAUAACCUGGCUGCUCGACCCCAUCCCCUCCUCCCUUCUCCAGACCAUCUCUGGAGACCUUCUCACUUCCCUCAUCAACUCAUCCCUUACCACUGGCUGCGUCCCCUCUGACUUUAAAAUGGCCAGAGUCACUUGCCUCUUCGAGAAAACAACACCCUUUCUUUUCUUUCCAAAACACUUGAGCGUGCUCUCUCUGACAAACUCUCUCAGAACGAUCUUAUUGACCUUAACCAGUCAGGCUUCAAGACUGGUCACUCAACCGAAACUGCUCUCCUUUGUCACAGUGGCUCUCCACACUGCCAAUACUGACUCUUUCUCCUCUGUUGUCAUCC